Myiozetetes cayanensis is the source of this 2372-nucleotide messenger RNA. Its product is annotated as tyrosine-protein kinase Srms-like. Lineage: Eukaryota; Metazoa; Chordata; Aves; Passeriformes; Tyrannidae. The coding region runs from base 1 to 1476 and encodes 491 amino acids. Gene Ontology annotation, biological process: cell differentiation; cell surface receptor protein tyrosine kinase signaling pathway; innate immune response. The record is from RefSeq and is a predicted model, not a curated record. The transcript has 8 exons. Gene Ontology annotation, cellular component: extrinsic component of cytoplasmic side of plasma membrane. Gene Ontology annotation, molecular function: signaling receptor binding; non-membrane spanning protein tyrosine kinase activity; ATP binding.
AUGGAGCAGUUUGUCAGGAAGCGUCUGAGCUUCCUGACAUCCUUCUGGAACAAGCUCCGUCCCCGCGCCGUGACGGAGAGCUGCUCGCUGGGGUAUCUUGGUUCUGAUUCCGUUUCGCUGCACUCCGAGCCGAACUCCGUUUCCUUCGUCCCCAAGUCCUCUCUCUGUAUCGCUUUAUACGCUUUCACAGCCCGGAGCUCCGAGGAACUCAGCGUAAGCGCAGGGGACAAACUGCGUGUCCUCAGAGAAGAGGGGGAGUAUGUGUUAGCCCGGCGGCUGCUGGGGGAGCCGGCCAUGGGCUACGUCCCUGCUGCCUACGUGGCCAACCUCAGCCAGGGCACCUCUGCUCACCGCCCCUGGUACUUCAGCAAGAUCAGCCGAAAUGAAGCGGAACAGCUCCUCCUCUCGCCUCCCAACCAGCAUGGCUCCUUCCUUGUUCGGGACAGUGAGAGCAGCAAGGGCGAAUACUCCCUCUCAGUGCGCAACCACGCCAAGGUCAGCCACUUCCGAAUCUGCAAGAGCCCCAGGGGCAGCCUCUACAUCCAGAAGGGACACCCCUUCCCCAGCAUGGAGGAGCUCCUUGCCUUCUACACGGAGCACUGGAAGGUCAUCCAGAGCCCCUUGCUGCAGCCCUGCAGCCCCGCGAUGCCCCCCGAGCGGGAUGGCUGGGAGCGCCCGCGCUGGGAGUUCACCCUGCGGAGGAAGCUGGGAGAGGGCUACUUCGGAGAGGUGUGGGAAGGGCUGUGGAGGAACACAGUACCAGUGGCCAUCAAGAUCAUAAAAGCUGACAUGAAAGCAGAAGACUUCACCAAGGAGAUUCAGAACCUGAAGCGCCUGAGGCAUGAGAAGCUGAUCCAGCUGCACGCUGUCUGCUCGCUGGAUGAGCCCGUGUACAUCAUCACUGAGCUCAUGCGCAAAGGCAACCUCCACAGCUACCUCAACAGUCCUGAAGGGAAGUCCCUGGGCACCUCCCACCUGCUCAACAUUGCCUGCCAAGUGGCGGAUGGGAUGAGGUACCUGGAGGAGAAGCACAUUGUCCACCGGGAUCUGGCAGCCAGAAACAUCCUGGUGGGAGAGGAACUCACCUGCAAAAUUGCUGACUUUGGACUUGCCCGGCUCCUCAAGGAUGACAUUUAUUCCACCAGCAGCAGCACUAAAAUCCCAGUGAAGUGGACAGCCCCGGAGGCAGCCAACUACCGCACCUACUCCCUCAAGUCCGAUGUCUGGUCCUACGGGAUUCUGCUCUACGAAGUCUUCACGUAUGGGCAGAUCCCGUAUGAAGGGAUGACAAACCAAGAAACUGUACGGCAAAUCACCAGGGGCUACCGCCUUCCCCGGCCCAGCUCCUGCCCUCCCGAGAUCUACAGCAUCAUGCUGGAAUGCUGGAGUGGCAACACGGAGGAGCGUCCCACCUUCCUGGCCCUGCGGGAGAAGCUGGGCUUCAUCUACAGAAGGCUGCUCAGUUCCCUCUCCUGAGGGACCCCUUCCCGCCACCCUUCCUGCACAAGACACUCCAGGCCAGCUCUUGCCAAGAAGUUCCUUUCUAGUAGUUUGCCCUUUGGCAGGGCUACAAGGAAAGCACGUCCCCCAAAAAACCAGUCCAUGGUCCCUCCCAGUCAGGAUGCAGGGAUGUGGCAAAGGGAAAAGGCAGUGAGUUGUGGAGAACUUGUUGCCAGCACUUGGCUGUGUAGCAGUCUGGAGAAGUCCCAUAGUAACAGAAGCAUCACCCAGAGUUUACAUCUUCGUUCAGUCAGUAGGGUGGGAGCUCCCUGUCACUCCCCACACCAACAUGAAGGUUUGCAGUUCAUGUUCAGCUGUGGCUCCGCUUGAUUUUUCUUGUAGUGUGUGUCCGGUGUAUUUAUCAAUAAAUGUGUGUACAUCCAUCCAUGGGAGUCCUUGCAGGGUACUGCUGGAUGCUCUGUCCUUACCACACUGCUCUGCUCCCUCCCAGGAAUCAUAGAUCGAUUUGGGAUGGAAGGGAUCUUCAUGGUUCAUCUUGUUCCAACCCCCCUGCCAUGGGCAAGGAAACUCUCCACUAGACCAGGUUGUUCCAAGCCCUGUCCAAGCUGGGUAUGAACAUUUUCAGGGAUGGGUUCAAGGAACCCACCAAGGAUAGGUUCAAGGAAGCAAUGGUUUGCAACCAGUCCCACUCUUGGAACCACGGAUAUAACCAUUAUUUUGUCUCUUUGGACUCUGUUCAUCCAGGUAUACACUGAACCUCAGUGUGCCUCUGCCACCCCUUUCCCAGCCAGCAGCCCUGCUUGCCCUGAGAACCCUGCACAGGCAGCUCCUCUCUGGGCUGCUCCACUCUAGAUCCUUUUCUCACUCACCAUUGUGUGUUAUUCCAAUAAAAAUGUAUGUUUGGGAUCCAC